CUUUCAGCUGGACGAAACGCAAGAAGCUUCAAGCUUGGAGAAGUCAUAGAAUCCCUGAGACGCUGGCCGGCAACUCGCUUACGGUGUUGGGUCCAUCAUCUUAUGCCACCGAUCAGGCUCCUUGAGCCGCCCACGGGGCUGACAGGGGUGCCGGAGAUUUUCGAAGAUGGGGUCUACGGCGCCAUUAGACGGGCGGUUGUAAUCGGAAAUGGAUUCGCCGGCGCGGAGAAUCAGUGCUUUGGGUUGGUUCGCGCUCUUGGCCUCUCAGGUCGCCAUACACUAUACAGAGUUACUAGGCCUAGAGGAGGGAUUAAUAAGUGGCUUCAUUGGCUUCCUGUUUCUCUCCACAAAAAAAUAGAUUAUCUCUUAAGGCAAUUGUUGGAGUGCCCACGAUUUCAAAUGACGGUUACGGAGAAGAAAGUUACUCCCUUUUCAGCUGAGAGAACUGGCUUGUCUAAUGUUCUAGAAGCUGAUGCAAAGCAGAUUGCAUCAAUGGCUCGUGAUACAUUUGAGAAGAAUGGCCCAUUAUUGGUGGUUGCAUCAGGUCGGGAUACAAUUCCUGUUGUGAGCUCCAUAAAAAAGUUAGCUCCAGAAAAUGUUUUUGUUGUUCAGAUACAACAUCCAAGGUCACGGCUCAAUAGGUUUGAUUUAGUGAUUACUCCUCGUCAUGAUUAUUUUCCCUUGACCCCUCAUGGAAAGAAACAAAUACCUUGGUUUCUCAGGAGGUGGAUAACCCCACGUGAACCUCCUGAUAAACAUGUGGUAUGUAUUUUGAUUGUAAAUGCUUGCUCAGUUGAGUUUGCAUAUAACAAACGGUGUUCAUUGAGAUCUAGAUAUUGUUUUUGUGAUUAUAAUUGCAGGGUCAUAUCUAGCUCAUGGCUAUGGGUCUUUGAUUCUCAGGUUCUUACUGUGGGAGCUCUUCAUCAGGCUGAUUCUGCUGCACUUAGGAGUGCUGCUUCUGCCUGGCAUGAUGACUUUUCACCACUUCCAAAGCCCUUGCUUGUGGUCCAUAUUGGAGGACCUACAAGCAGUUGCCGGUAUGGUGCAGAUCUAGCAAAGGAGUUAACAGCUAUGUUGCAUAAUGUUUUUUGGAGUUGCGGAAGCAUCAGAAUUUCUUUCUCCAGAAGAACCCCUGAGAAGGUAUCCAAAAUUUUGUUGGAAGAGUUUAGUGCUCAUCCUAAGGUUUAUGUAUGGGACGGUGAAGGUCCAAAUCCACAUUUGGGGCAUCUUGCUUGGGCAGAUGCUUUCAUUAUCACAGCUGAUUCAGUCAGUAUGUUGAGUGAGGCUUGCAGUACUGGAAAACCAGUCUAUGUAAUUGGAGCUGAGCGGUGUACAUGGAAGUUUGCUGACCUCCAGAAGUCCCUACGGGAGCAAGGAUUGGUUAGACCAUUCACUGGUAAUGAGGAUAUUUCUGAAAGCUGGAGCUACCCUCCACUAAAUGACACUGCAGAGGCUGCUGAGCGGGUGAUUGAGGCACUUGCUGAGCGUGGAUGGACAGUACGCACUUGAUUGGUCUCCAUAUGGUGCUAAUAAAGCCCAUUGAUGUUUUUAUACUGCUCAGAUUGUUUCAACACAUCUUUUGAACUAAUGUCAAAUUUUUACUUAGACAUGCACAAUGUAAAGGGGGCUAUCCUGUUUCCCCCGCCAUGGAUUUUGGCACAUUGUCAAUGUUACAGACCUCUUACAAUUUUGAGUAGAAAAGCCUCCUGGCUAAGACGAGAACAUACAGGAAAUCUGUGGUGUUAAUGACUCAAGUUUAAGAUCUGGCAAUGAAGUUGCUUCCGUUUGGACCUGUUCUAUACAGGAUCAGAAUUU
Molecule: messenger RNA, 1815 nt
Organism: Rubroshorea leprosula
Lineage: Eukaryota; Viridiplantae; Streptophyta; Magnoliopsida; Malvales; Dipterocarpaceae
Source: the annotation of a GenBank genome assembly